AUCCUCUUACAUAUACCUUCAGUCCCAACAGCCGAUACACACUCGAGCUUCUCAGAAUGCCAUUGAUCGUCUUUGAUCCCGAAAAUGUUGGGCCCGGCCUGAAUGAACUCUGCGAGGACCUCUCGAACCCUACCGCAGACUCCAUUGCGAUUUGGUGCGGCGUCACUGGCAUCAACGAGUCCCGGGACUCUGUGCUCGCCGACCUUCCGGCACCCCAGACACUGAAGUUGUUCAACGGUCAUAUGGGUCACUUGCAGAGAAAGCCGAGGGACUAUCAGACCAGAGUACAUAGCGAAUUCUGCGCGAAAUACCUUCCUCGGGCCACAGAAAUAUGGAGGAACGACUACAGGGCGUACAGCCCUUCUAUGAUGGCUAUAAACACCUUCGUCUUCACCCCCUAUUUCGUCCGCUUCACCCGUACCCCAUCAGGCGCAGGUAUGACACCCCUCCUCGCUUCACGCAUCGCCGACCUCGACCCCAGCACCGAAUCCGACCUUGACGUCGACGCGAUCGGCGAAUUGGUCCAGUUCUUCUCUACUUUGAUGGUGCUUCAAGGAAUGCAGGAUAUCAACGCGGAGGAUAAAGAGAAGGUGAAGACGAAGUGUAAGGCGUGGAUGAGGAAGUAUAGAGGUACUGGAAGGGUGGCAGAGAAUGGAAGUGAUAGGUGUUUGAAAAUGUUGAAUGCGCCUGGAGGUGCAAUCACCGGAGAUUUUGCGAGAAUGAAAGAUUUGUUGAACGAUAUGGUCGACAAAUGUGGCCUCGAGAGUUGUAACGUCCGGAAGAACGCAGGCGAAACAGGUAACCUUUCGCAAUGCGCUAGAUGCAAGACCACCGUAUACUGCAGCGCAGCUCACCAAAAGCAACACUGGCCUACGCACAAGAAGCUUUGUAUCCCGCCUAGCUUCUAACUCAAUGCCGCUUGACGUCCACCAUUCGCCUUCCCAGAAUUCCACCAUGUGAAUCGUCCUGCUCUCGUCUCGUCCUGCUCAGUCAUAACCAAAUAUCGCCAAUUGUUGUAUGUAUUAAUACGUUUACUAGCCAACAUCUGUGCUAUCUUGUUCUUGCUUCAUCUUCCCUGUAUACUAUCUUGCCUCCAUCCGCUAUCGCAAUUUUAUAUCGCU
Messenger RNA from Stereum hirsutum FP-91666 SS1, 1121 nucleotides. RefSeq lists its product as uncharacterized. NCBI's taxonomy places the organism in Eukaryota, Fungi, Basidiomycota, Agaricomycetes, Russulales, Stereaceae. The record is from RefSeq and is a predicted model, not a curated record. The transcript is spliced from 7 exons. The coding region runs from base 57 to 908 and encodes 283 amino acids.